Cylas formicarius (sweet potato weevil) is the source of this 10530-nucleotide messenger RNA. Its product is annotated as protein furry. Gene Ontology annotation, biological process: cell morphogenesis; neuron projection development. Gene Ontology annotation, cellular component: cell cortex; site of polarized growth. Lineage: Eukaryota; Metazoa; Arthropoda; Insecta; Coleoptera; Brentidae. The transcript is spliced from 17 exons. The record is from RefSeq and is a predicted model, not a curated record. Bases 329 to 9196 code for a protein of 2955 amino acids.
AGAUUGCGAUAAAAGAAAUUAUUUCUAUUAAACAACGAGAGAAACCCGAACUUAACAAACGAAAAGUCCCUAUUUUAGACCUGACCGCUCCUAAUUCGUCGACCGUUAUAUCGUUGAAAACAAUCGGAAACCAGAUUCGAAGAACGGUCGUGCCCACUUCUAACUGGGUAACGUCAUUGACCACACCUUGAGAAUUUUUUCGUCUGUGUUUUUAUUUACCCAAACAUCUGAUUGUCAGUUUGAUGUGUUUCUAAAAAAUCGUAAACACGACGAGUAGCAUGCGACGCUAAUUUCUCGCGCAGGACGAACGGAAAAGAUCAAGUCCGCGAUGUCGGACUUGCAGAACGAUGGUGCGGAUCCAGAUUUGCCUUUCAACGAUUCGGACAGCGCGUGUUCGGACACGCAUUCGGACCACACGUCGGCCUCCGCCGCGACCGAGAAAAGCACCCUGUCCGAAUCUACGAUCCAUGCGCCCGAUACCGAGCAUGUCGCGUCCCCCCCGAACGGUUUGUCGGAAGCGGGGCGCAGACCUAACGCGCCCCUCGUUAAUCGGGGCAUGUUGUUGCCCUGGAGCUCCCAGAAAGAACGGGCGGCUCUCCUGCUGGCCGACCAACACUCUGAGGUGAACGCCAGGCCCGGCGAGUUUGUGAUGCGCAGCCUCUUCCAAGAGUUCACCGUGCUGGCGGAGAAAAAAAUUGAAAACGUUAUGACCGAGCCGCAAGAGAAGCCGCUGUCCAAAACAUUGCAGAGGGGCGAGGACGCCCAGUUCGAUCAGCUGCUGAGCGCGUUCGGCUCGGUGGCCGAACAUUGUUUGCCCUCGUUGCUCAGGGCGUUGUUCUCGUGGUACGAGCGGCAAAUGUCCGAGGCGCCGAAUCCCGAGCAGAAGCGAAGCGACACCAAACAGAAAAGCAUUAUAAACAUAGUCGCCGGGAAUACGACGGAGACCGUAGAACGGUCGGAGGCGGACGUGCAGAAGGAGAAGCGAGACCUGGCGGUCGAGUUUAUAUUUUGCCUCGUGCUCAUCGAGGUCUUAAAGCAGCUGUCGUUCCAUCCGGGCCACGAGGAUUUGGUGCAGCACAUCGAGAAUCUCGCGCUCAAGCACUUCAAAUACCAAGAAGGGGUGCAAAGCAGCCCCAACGGGGCCAAUGUCCACAUGAUAUGCGACCUCUACGCGGAGGUGAUCGGGGCGCUCGCGCAGAGCCGCUUCAUGUCGGUGAGGUCGCGGUUCAUGGGCGAGCUGAAGGAUUUGAGGUCGCGCGAGCCGAGUCCCGCGACCAGCCAGAGCAUAAUCAGCCUGCUGAUGGGCAUGAAGUUCUUCCGCGUGAAGAUGGCCCCGAUCGAGGAGUUCGAGGCUUCGUUCCAAUUCAUGCAGGAGUGCGCGCAGUACUUCCUCGAAGUGAAAGAGAAGGACAUCAAGCACGCGCUCGCCGGUCUUUUCGUCGAGAUCCUGGUGCCAGUGGCGGCGGCCGUCAAGCACGAGGUCAACGUGCCCUGCCUGAAGAACUUCGUCGACAUGCUGUACUCGCAGACGCUCGACGCGAGCACCAAGUCGAAGCACCGGCUCGCGCUCUUCCCACUCGUCACGUGCCUCCUCUGCGUCAGCCAGAAGCAGUUUUUCUUAAACAACUGGCACUAUUUCCUGGCGAUGUGCCUGUCGCACCUGAAGAACCGCGACCCGAAGAUGUGCCGCGUCGCGUUGGAGUCCCUCUACCGACUGCUCUGGGUCUACAUGAUCAGGAUCAAGUGCGAGAGCAACUCGGCGACGCAGUCGCGUCUGCAGAGCAUCGUCAACUCGCUGUUCCCGAAGGGCUCGAAGGGCGUGGUGCCCCGCGACACGCCCCUCAACAUAUUCGUCAAGAUAAUCCAGUUCGUCGCUCAGGAACGCCUGGAUUUCGCGAUGCGCGAGAUCGUCUUCGAUCUGCUGUCCGUCGGCCGUCCCAUCAAGAUGAUCAUGACGCCGGAACGCAUGAGCAUCGGCCUGCGGGCGUUCCUGGUCGUCGCCGACAGCCUACAGCAGAAGGAGGGCGAUCCGCCGAUGCCCCGCUCGGUGGGCGUCCUGCCCAGCGGCAACACGCUGCGCGUGCGCAAGACCUUCCUCAACAAGAUGCUCACCGAGGACACGGCGAAGACGAUCGGCAUGAACGCGUACUUUCCGCACGUGCGUCGCGUCUUCGUCGACAUCCUCAGGGCGCUGGACACGCAGUACGGCCGGCCCCUUAUGAUGACCAACACCCAGAACGUCAACAAGGAGCCGGACGAGAUGAUCACCGGCGAGAGGAAGCCGCGUAUCGAGCUCUUUCGCACAUGCGUCGCCGCCGUGCCCAGAUUAAUACCGGACGGGAUGACGAGCGGCGAGCUGGUGGACCUGCUCAGUCGCCUGACGGUCCACAUGGACGAGGAGCUGCGCGGCCUGUCGUACUGCAGCCUGCAGAGCCUCGUGGUCGACUUUCCCGAGUGGCGCAACGACGUGCUGUGGGGUUUGACCCAGUUCGUCGCCAAGGACGUGCCCGACACGUUCCCCCAGCUUACCGAUCACGGCCUGAAGAUGGUGCUGACGUUGCUGUGCGCGUGGAAGUCGACGCUGUCCACUACCGCGAAGCGAACGGACUCGGGCAAGUCGGAGUCGCCGUCGUCCGUCCUCCGCCUGGUGGAGGCGCUGGCGCUCGUGACGCUGUGUAACUACCGCCUCGCCCUGCGCCGCCUCGCCGUCCUCAUCCUGAAGGAGGCCAAGAGCCUCCUCAAGUUGCUCAAUUGCUCGGAGAACGCGGCCGUCAUCGACGUCCUCGACCAGCACUGUCCCCAGGUGCUGACGGACAGGUGCCUGCCGCUGGUGCCCGCGGCGGAGAAGGCCGCCAUCCAGGCCGCGACCAACCUGGACUUUCAGUGGGUGACGGAGCGGAGCUCGCCGGCGUGGACCGCCGGCCUGGCGGAGGGCGUCUACUCGUUCAACGUCGUCGACCCGUGGAGCGCGUGUCUCUUCGCCUUCCUGGACAAGUUGCCGGGCGCGUGUCCCGCCGUCGUGAUGCACUCGUGGCCCAUCGUCUUCACGCGGCUGAACGCCCUGUACUCGGUGGUAGAUCCGACGCCCCUCAACGAUAACCGGGCUUCGCUGCUGCGGAGCGCGACCGCCGUGAAGAAGCCGCCCACCGAGCGCGACGCGUACAUGCACCUGUGGAAGAACUAUGUCACGUUCGCGUUCAAGGUGGCGCCGUUGAUGUCGAGUCCGGUGGUGAGGUGCGCGAGUCCGGACCUGAGCCUCAGCUCGUCGCCUGACAGCCUGAGCACCGACCGAGCGGCGGAGCAACGCUUCUCGAGCGGCGGCAUCUCCUCGAGCGCCCUCUACAAGCUGGUGGUGCCCCACCUGAGGUGCGAAGCGGUCGACGUGCGGGACUCGGCCGUGUACGCGGCCGGCAACGUCAACGGGAUCGCCCUGCGCGACCUCCUCGACGAGUUGACGGUGUACGUGAGGGAGGCGGUCGACAAGAAGCAGGAGAACGUGAGGCGGCGGAGGCGCAGGGACGCGCUGCGCCUGCAGAUCGUGCGCCUUCUCGAAUACGUCGCGGAGAACGAGACGUUCGGCGCGAGCGCGUGCGCCGUCGACAAGGACACCCACGGCCUGCAUCCCGUGCUCGUCGAGUUCGUCGAGGGCGUCAAGUACUACCUGGAGAACGAGCCCGACAAGAACGCGAGCAGCGUGCGCGACCUCACCUACCACCUGUGCCACUUCCUGCGCAAGACCGUCAAGAAUUUCAGCCUGGACGUGCAACGCGGGCUGCUGAAGCGCGACCUCCGCCGGGGCCUGUUCGUCCUGCUCAAUCAUUGGGCGGGGAAGUACACGCUGCCCAACUCGAAGACGUCGCAGACCGGCGGCGACGGCGACGCGACCAAGAAGCACGCGGAGCUUCAGCUCGCUUCGCUCCAGGCGAUGAGCUCGCUGCUGUGCUGCGGCCCCUGUUUCGACGGAUUGACCGAGGAGAGUCCGUACUACGCCUGGCUGGACCGCCUCUUGGACAGCUCCGACGAGAAGGUCUACGGGCUCGCGCAGGAAACCGUCGUGCUGCUACUGGAAGCGAACCCGGACGUGCCGCAGCUGCUCGACUGGGUCGUCGACAAGUGCUACACGGGCGGUUCCGCCAAAGUGGCGGACAGCUGCUUCCUGGCCUUGGCCACCAUUUUUAGCGCGAGAGAGUACCCGUGCGACCAUUACACCGCCAUCAUCAACGUCACCCUCAUGAACACCGGCUGCCCGAGACAAAACGUCCGCGACACCGCGCUCCAGCUGCUCCAGCUCCUGGACAAGCGGUUCUUCGGGUCCGUCGGCCCCCUGCCCGAGAACGAUUUAGCCGAAGGGGACCGCGGCCGCGGCACCUUGGACGCCAUCUUGUCCGCGUCGUACUGCCGCUCGCAGACCCACCUCUCCCGGCAACUGUCCCUGCUGCAUCCCGAGCUCACGAUGCCGAUGUUCUCCGAGAUCACCUACAGAUUCCAAUCGGCCAGGCCGGAGGUGCGCCAGCUCCUGCUGCAGUACGUGCUGCCGUGGCUCCACAACAUGGAACUGGUCGAUCCCAACAUUCCGCCUACCAAUCCGCACAUGUACCAGUUCUACGCGAACGAGAUGGGCGCCGAACGCAAAGAGGGCUGGGGCUCCGCCGAGGCCACCGAAAUGGUCCUCAACAACAUCUUCUACAUCACCGCCAAGUACGGCGACAACCACCCCAAAGAGAUCGAGGAACUGUGGGGCACGCUGUGCACCUCGUGGCCCAACAACAUGAAGGUCAUCAUCCGCUACCUGAUCAUCAUCUCGGGCAUGGCGCCCUGCGAGCUGCUCCCAUACGCGAAACGGGUGACCCUCUACCUGGCGCGGGUGCAGCCGGUGCGCCUCCUCGACGAGACGAUGGUCGAGUUGCAGACCGUCGAGACGCUCAACUGCCUCAUCGAGCGCACGGAGACGCCCCCGUUCUACAGGCUGACGGUGAUGAGGAAGACGUCGAGCCACUCGGACGGCGCGAACGGCGCCGCCGGUCAGAGCGACAGCGGCAGCAGGAACGACUUGAAUAUCGAGAAGGGCACCAUCCACACGAAACGGCACAGCGGCGAGGACCCGACCAAGGGCUUGGCCAAGUCGGAGUCGGCCUCCAACGUCUUCCCCGAGUUCAACGUCGGCAGGCCGCGGCGGCCCGACGACCCGUUGGAGGAGGCGUCGAACCGCGGCGACGACGUCGUCGCGUUGAGGGAGAAACCGGACCCGGCGGUGCCGCAGCCGCACCCGCUGCCGAUGCCCGAGUUCGGCGGUUACUUCGCGCCGCUCACCGAGUACCUGCCCGACAGUUCGCAGCCCAUAUCCGGUUUCCACAGGUGCAACGUGGGCGUCAUGCUGCUCUGCGACAUCGUCGUCGACGGCAUCGAGCUGGACUGGGCGAUCCACGUGCCGCUCAUGCUCCACAUCCUCUUCCUCGGUCUCGACCACACCCGCCCGAUCGUCUACCAGCACUGCAAACAGCUGCUGCUCAACCUGCUGACGGUGUUGGGCCGCCACGGCGACCACCUCACCGUCGCCCACAUCCUGCUGAACGGCCGGUCGGACCGGUCGGGGCUCGGGCUCAGCACGCCCUCGCUCGACGUCGUCAGCCACACGUUCACCGAGACGGACGGCACCUUCGACGAGUUCCUCUACGCUCAGACGAAGGAGGACGUCGCCGCGGUGCCCGCCACGGUGCCGCCGGAGGCGGAGCCCGUCGCCAAACCGGAACCGACGGUCGGCGUCGUCAUCAAGUCGCUGAUCGACUUCCUGGCGGCGAGACGGACGCCGCUGUGGAACUACGAGGACAUCACGGCGAAGGUGUUCACCGUGAGGAGCGCGGAGCAGAUGGACACGUUCGCGCAGUACGUGGUGCGCGUGUUCCGCGACUCGUUGCCGGGGGCGCACGUCACGGAGCGCUGGGCCCAGACCGCCCUCCAGCUCGGGCUGAGCUGCUCGUCGCGCCAUUACGCGGGCCGCUCGUUGCAGAUAUUCCGCGCGCUCCGCGCCCCCAUCACGUCGCGCAUGCUCUCCGACAUCCUCGGCCGGCUCGUCGAGACCGUCGCCGAGCAAGGCGAGGACAUGCAGGGCUACGUCACGGAGCUGCUGCUCACGCUGGAGGCGGCCGUCGACUCGCUCGAGUCCGAUUUCCGGCCGCUCGACCUGAUGAAGGACAUUUUCAAGUCGACGCCGAACCUCAACAACAAGAAGCACGCCGACGGCGGGAUCGCGAACGCCGCCCCCGUCUACAACCAGUCGGUGUCGGUGGGCCACGCGCGCAGCACCAGCUACUCGGUGUCGUACGGGUACCGGAAGACGCAGGUGGGCGGGGCCGAGGCCAAGGAGCGGAACCGCAACGGCGCCAACGACGCGGACCAGCGGCCCAAGUUCUCGUCGAACCUCGCGAGGUCGAGGUCCGCGCAAAGCUUGAAGAUGCUCGGCGAUUCGGCGACGCAGGACGACAAACUCACCAUCCUCGCGCAGCUCUUCUGGCUGGCGGUGUCGCUGCUCGAGUCCGACUACGAGCACGAGUUCUCGCUCGCGGUGAGGCUGUUGACGCGCGUGAUGCACCGCCUCCCGCUCGACAGGCCCGACGCGCGCGACAAGGUGGAGAAGCUGCAGCAGCAGCUGCGGUGGGCGUCGUUCCCGGGGGUGCACGCGCUCCUCCUCAAGGGAUGCACGCACCCCAACCUGUACGAGGCGACGGUCGAGUUGCUGUCGCAGUUCACGCCGCUGCUCAACUUCGUCGUGGUCGAUCCGUCGCAGAGCGUCGCGUUCCCGAUGAACGUCAUCGCCCUGCUGCCGUACAUGCUGGCCAAUUACGAGGACGCGAACGAGCUGUGCGUGCGGGCCGCGGAGAACAUCGCGCAGGUCAGCGUCGAGAAGAGCAAGAAACUGGAGAACUUGGGCACGGUGAUGAACCUGUACAGCCGUCGCACGUUCAGCAAGGAGAGCUUCCAGUGGACCAAGUGCGUCGUCAAGUACCUGCACGACACGUACGCGCACUUGAGCCUCAACGUGCUCUCGUUUCUGGUCGAGGUGCUCGAGAAGGGACCCAACGGCCUGCAACUGCCCAUCCUCAACAUCAUCCACUGCGUGCUGCACUACGUCGACCUGGCGACGACGGCCGCGCAGCCCAUCAACGCGGACCUGCUGCGUAUAAUAGUGCGCGACGUGGAGGGUCCCCACUGGAAGGAGGCGCUCAAGAUCCUCAAGCUGGUCGUCAGCAGGUCGAGCUCGCUGGUGGCGCCGCCCGCGUCGCUGAGCACGCACUGGGAGAGCGCGGGCGUGGUCACGCUGCCCCACCCCUCGUUCGACGAGGGCGUCUUCGCGCGCAAGGAGCUGCCCGGACGCACUAUGGAGUUUACGUUCGACCUGUCGCAGACGCCGGUCAUAGGAAGGCGCUUCCUCAAUAAAACCGAGGAGGCCGACCGGGCGAAGACGGCGGCCACGCCCAGGCGCUCGUGCUCCAUCAGUCCCGCCGACGCGACCAUGCAGAGCGGCUGGAAACGACCCUGGAUGUGUCAGGGUCGGGUGCGCGAGUGCCUGGUCAAUCUGCUGACCACGUGCGGUCAGAGGGUGGGCCUGCCCAAGAGUCCGUCGGUUAUAUUCAGCCAGACGUCGGACCUGAUCGAGCGGCAGUCGAGCAUGGCCUCUAGCACGGAGGAGAUGUCCGGAGGUAACAACGACACUAGCGGGGGCUCGCGACGCGACGACGCCGCCGCCGAGUUCGGCGUCUUCAAGGAUUUCGACUUCCUGGAGUACGAGAGCGAGAGUAUCGAGGGCGAGAGCGCGGACAACUUCAACUGGGGCGUGAGGCGGCGGCCGUUCGGCCAAGGCGAGGACGACCACGCCCCCGGCAAGCAGCCCGAGGAGGGCAGUCUGAGCGAAAAGACGCCCGUGUUGACAGUUAGAAAGAGGCUGCUGACGGAGGAGUCGUCGGACGACGAGGUCGGCUCCGAGUCGCCGCUCGACGAGAUCGCCAACGUGCCGGACUUCGACAACAGCACCGUCGAGAGUUCGGCCAUGUUCCCGCCGUCGUCGCUCGCGUUCAGGGAGCAGCAGGCCACCUCGAGCGCGAGGUCAGACACGAGCGGCUCGAGCGCCGCCGACCUCGGCGAGGUCACGCCGUGCAACGAGUCGCCCAAUAAUAUGUCGACCGUCCUCAAGGGUAUCGCGAAGAGCGACGCGUUAGACGCCUGGACCGCCUUCGUCCAGUCGAACAUGGUGCAGAGCACGGCGAACACGCUCCAGUUCUUCCACCGCUUCCAGACGCUGGUGCGGGACGUGUGCCGCGUGACCGUCGACAUCACAAAAGAUUCCUGCACGUAUAUCUCUCAGUCGACGGCGGGCGGAUUGCCCACCGUCAAGCUCAUCUGCUCGCGUCUCGCCUCUAUGACCGACAUCGUCGCCUACCGGGUCUCCCCCGUCAACCACAUAUGGUUCAACGCGACGACGAUCGCCAACUCGAGGUUCUUCGAGGCGCUCAAGUACGGCACGCUCGAGGUGCAAGAGCACCUGGAAACGUUCUGCGAUCGAAGGGACCAGGCGAUCAUGUACUGCGACGCGCUGAAGACCACACUGAAGCUGGAGCUGCUGAACGCCGGCCACCGCUCCGACUUUCAGCAGGAACAGUACCUGCUGGACCUGGGCAAGGCCCUCUACAAGCUCUACUUCCAACUGAUCCUGCUCGCGGAGGCGGGCAACAAGAUGGUCGCGACGCUCCACGGCAGCAUGAAAAUGGCCGACUUUAGAGACUACAGCGUCGACGUGUUGGCCAUGAAGGGGGCGCUGACUCGCGCGUUGGAAGAUAUGGAGGCGGACGGCGGCAUCACGCCGUCGGUGACGGGUGUGGUGACGUCUGAGAACCUCGUCGACAACAUCUGCCACCUGGUGGACAACGAAAAGUGGACGUCGGCCAUUUUGUUUUACAAGUGCAACAAAGACGAGUUCCUGCGAGAGAACGGGGACGUGUGCGAGAGGGCCGACGACGUCACCUCCAUCCUGAACGUCUACUGCAGGAAGCUGGUGGCGGAGAAGCCGGCGUACUACGUCAUCACGAACCAAGAGUACGACCUGGCCGACGUCUACGGCCGGUUGUUUCAAGUGUCGGCAGCCGUUUCGGAUCUGGAGAGCGUCGUAAGGGACGGCGCGUCCGCCGAACCGACCAAGGGGUGAACGGACGACUUUAGUAUUAUCGUCGAACAUGACAUUUAGGAUUAAAGCGAUGUAAUGGAAACGAGCGAGUUUCAAUUGCCCCUUCCCUUUGAUCCGCUUAGAAAUAACUACGCCGUUUAAUUUCGAAACAAACUAUAAUAAAUAGUCGCGCAGCGGCGUACACCGUGUGCCAAAUACAACGACACACUAUAGGAGAUACGAAAAAAAUGUUUUCUCUCCUGAAGAUUGAAAAUAUUAUAAAUUUGUUAAUGCACGGUGUCCCAAAAAUGUCCUACCACCCGAUAUCAACUUGGUUAUUUUAAAUGAAACGUCCCGUAUAUUUCGACAUUUUUGGAAUCUUAAGAAUUUACUUUUCGAAUUUUGCGCAGUUUAGGUAGAAAUUGAGGUUAUGUGUUUUUUUUUUUAAUAUUUUGAUUGGCCCAUAUAAAUUCGUAUACAUUUAAUAGACAACGGAGAUGAUGCACUACUCAAUCAGUUUGACAGAUGUGUCCCAAAUAGGUGGUGACGAAAUCCAGAUAUCAAUUCUAGGACAAAAAACAAGGUAAGUUUGUAAUUUAUCUUAUAUUUAAAUUUUUCUUACUUUCUGAGCUACACCGGUAUAAAUUUGGCAAUAUUAUAUAUUUUUUAAAUAGCAAAGACACGAUACUAUUUCUUUUAAAGAUAUAACAUACGAAUAAAGCCUAUCGCUAACAAUACAGGGAGUCCAUUAAUACGUGGAGAUUUUGAGAAAAAUCGACUCUAUACUACAUACUUUAACAUAUUUAAUAAAACUUCAGAAUUCAUAUUUAAAGAAACAUUUAGUAGUUAUUUAUCUAGCUUGAUUCAAAAUACCUAAUAGCAAAAAUAAAUAAUUAACGUUUAUAGGUCAACCAAAAAAACUAUAACCUAUUUAAAAUACAAAUAUACACUAACAAAAAAAUUGACAACUAUGAACUUUUAAACAGAAAUAUGAAAAACAACAAAAACAAACUGAAAUGUCAAAGUUAUACCUUAAUGCCAGACGAAACGAGCAUUUUAAGAGGAAAAUUUUUAACUAAACUUUAUGGACCGUAUUGAGGAACAUAAAUAUAAAUUCCAAAGUUUUAUUAAAUCUAUAUUGUUGGCAAUAGUUUUUUUUGGUGUCAUAUCUUUAAAAGAAGUACGAUCUUGUCUUUGCUAUUUAAAAAAUACCUAACAUUGCCAACAAGUGAAUCAAUGUGGGCAGCUUGAGAUUUUGUGAAUUCGCCGAAACGGCACCACCUACUUGGGACACCCUGUAUAAGCUGAGGCGCAUCUGUCAAACUGACUGAGUGGUGCAUCAUCCUCCUCAAUUUUAUAUGGGGCAACCAAAAUUU